Sardina pilchardus (European sardine) is the source of this 2927-nucleotide messenger RNA. RefSeq names its product sialin. Gene Ontology annotation, biological process: monoatomic anion transport; transmembrane transport. Gene Ontology annotation, cellular component: plasma membrane. Gene Ontology annotation, molecular function: transmembrane transporter activity. NCBI's taxonomy places the organism in Eukaryota, Metazoa, Chordata, Actinopteri, Clupeiformes, Clupeidae. The record is from RefSeq and is a predicted model, not a curated record. The transcript is spliced from 12 exons.
CUAUGGUUUAUGCACAUGUUUUAGAACUCUACUACCAUUCCAGGCACAUAUGUCACGUGACAGACUCCAAACAAAAACAGCUUGCGUCCGGUUGACUUGCCGUGCUGGACAGCGAUGGCACUGAUGAAAGAAUACAUUUGACAAUUCGAUCGGCAUGCCAGCCAAGGUUCAACAACCGUGCCUUUCGAAGAAGAUCAUCCUCAGAACAGGACGUCCGAAAUGUUGAUCUCUAUGUUUACACGGAUUUCAGGGGCACAAUGGUUCACUGACCUUCUUGUGGACACAAUAGUCGACCGGAGAAGUUGCUAUGGCAUCAAGCGGUGGCUACUCUAUAAACUCUGCCCCGGAGGACAAAUCCGAUGAGAACACACCUUUGCUGACAGGCAAUGGGCAGCUGACUGAACUCAAAGCAGCUCCUCAGUGCUGCUCAGUGAGGUGUAAUCUGGCCAUCCUCAUGUUCUUCGGAUUCGCUGUUGUCUACGGCCUCCGUGUCAAUCUCAGUGUUGCCAUGGUAGCCAUGGUUAACAACACCAAUCCUCAGCCUUUAUUAAACCACACUGUUGUUCCGGAAUGCCCUAGACCCACACCCAAAGAUAACAGCACACAACCCCUAGACCAGCCAGACGGGACCCCUCAGUUUAUGUGGGACUCGGAGACCCAGGGCAUGUUGCUGGGGGCCUUUUUCUUUGGCUACCUGUUGACCCAGAUCCCUGGCGGGUACCUGGCGGGGCGCUUUGGGGGCAGCGCGUUUCUGGGGGGCGGCGUGCUGGGCACGGCGGUUCUGUGCUGGGCACGGCGGUUCUGACCCCUGCUGACCCCACUGGCGGCGGAGAUGGGGGCCUCCUGGCUGUUCGCUCUCAGAGCACUUGAGGGAUUUGGAGAGGGCGUGACAUUUCCUGCCAUGAUGGCCAUGUGGGCGCGCUGGGCGCCCCCGUUGGAGAGGUCACGGCUCAUGACCUUUUCAGGUGCGGGGGCGAGCUUUGGGGCGUUUGUGGCGCUGCCCCUCACCGGCUUCAUCUGCCAAGCGCUGGGCUGGCCCGCUGUCUUCUACUGCUGUGGAGGUGCUGGGUGUGUCUGGGCUAUUUUCUGGUUCCUCCUGGUGUCUGAUGACCCUCAGACACACUCUCGGAUCAGUGAGCUUGAGAAAAACUACAUUACCCAGUCCAUAGGCUCUCAGGGAGGUGCCCAUGGAUGGAGUGUGCCUCUGCUGCCCAUGUUGAUGUCUGUGCCGCUGUGGGCCAUUAUUGUGUCUCAGAUGUGUGCCAACUGGUCCUACUACACCCUUCUGACCUCUUUACCUACAUAUAUGGACACGGUGCUGCACUUUGACCUGCGACAGAACUCUUUCCUCUCGGCAUUGCCUUAUCUGGGAGGCUGGCUGUUCUCUGUUCUAUCUGGUGUACUAGCAGACUUCCUCCUGGAGAGGGAGCUGUUGAGCACCACGGCAGUGCGCAAGAUCUUCACAGUUAUAGGUUUGCUGUUGCCUGCUGCGUUCCUGGUUGCCGUAGGCUUCGUGGGAUGCAGUGGUAUGCUGGCUGUGACGUUCCUGACUAUCUCCUCAACCUUAGGCGGCGUCAGUGCAGCCGGAGUCUUCAUUAACCAAAUCGACAUAGCCCCACGCUAUGCGGGAAUGCUGCUAGGGAUCACCAACACAUUUGGGACCAUUCCAGGAGUCCUCGCACCCAUCGCUGUGGGUCAUCUGGCCAAAGAUCACACCCUGCUGGGCUGGAGGAGUGUGUUCUGUGUGUCGGCAGCUGUGAGUGCCUUUGGAGCGCUCGUCUUCACUCUUUUUGGCAGUGGAAAAAUCCAGAGCUGGGCAGUUCCUACAGAGACACACGCUGAGCAAGAGGAGUCUUCCUGUGUCAGUGACUCAUAACAAUCCCUUCACUUGGUGCCACAACCACACUCACUGAAUUAAUGUGUGCUUUUGAUUUGUGUGUGUGUGUGUGUGUUUUUACAGACCAUUUGAUCAAUGCAAGAAAAUAUUCCAAAGGCCUUACUUUGAUGAUGUUUACAGAUGAUUUUAAUCUGCAAAAAAAACCACUUCAAGACUGUUUUUCUUUUUAUAUUAUAUUACAUUUCUUAUUAUGUAAUUUUUCACUGGGAAGUAUUUUACUAAAUUAAAUUUCAAAGCAACAGUUACAUUCCGGAUUUGCAAAGGAUAAAGUACACAAAUAUUUUGUUUACAUCAUUUUUAUGUGAGAAUUUGUACAUGGGGAGCCAUUGGCAAUUAUUUACCUUUUGAAUGUGGUCCAAGCAUACAAGUUCCCACACCUUUGAUUACUGUUGAGCCUUGUUAUGGUUUAAUAUACAACUGUGCAAUGAAAAGUGCAAUCACUCUCUAACAUUGAUCUCACUGCCUUGUUUGCCAUGUUUUAUUGUAAAAAAAUGUGGUAAUUUAAUAUUGUUCAUCAAUAUUCUGUUUUGUUGAAAAUGCUUGAAGUCAAAUACAGUGAUGAUGCAAAAUGAAGCGUCACUGACUGAAACUGAAGCUUGAUGUGCUUUUGUUAAAGAAAUGUGUGUUGUAAAUUAAUCUAGUUCUUGAACUGAGUUGAAUUCUUGAAAACACAUCAUCCUCCACACUUAUCCCACCCGUGGUAAAUACUGUAUGUUUUAAAAAGAGAAACUAACUUCAUUUAACUUUUCUAUGGAAAAAAUCGUGGCAGGCCAAGAAAAAACUUGUAUUUUUUAAUGUACAAAUAAUUGUUCAGCAGGUGCAAAUGAAAAGAAAAUGUAAAUGAAAAUGUAGCAUGUGGUAACAAACGUUUGAGAUGGGUGUUACAUUGACUAAACUGAAAAGAUCCCUACAGUAUUUCUACAUGGGUUUGUGAGGGUGUGGGGCUAUUUUUCCUCAAAGGCUUGUUACAGGGUGCAAUUGUAAGCCUCAUGCAAUACCUGGACAUUUUAAAUAAAAAUGUGGGUCGUGA